CUGUAUACUCAAAGAAACUCAAGGAGCAUUCAGCUUGGCUGCUGAGUACAUCGAUAUUGUCAAAGGAUACUGACGUUUCUUUUACAGAGUGAAUAUCAGCACACUAUCCAUGUGGGCAAGAGUUGGAGCUGCAACAGCAGGAGCAGUUAUAACCAUUGCUGCUGCCCCAGUGAUUCUGGGAGCUGUGGGAUUUACCAGUGCUGGAAUAGCAGGAGGCUCCAUUGCAGCAAGUAUGAUGUCUUCAGCAGCUAUCGCCAAUGGGGGAGGAGUAGCUGCUGGAAGUCUGGUGGCCAUCCUUCAAUCUGCCGGGGCGGCUGGAAUCUCAGUAGCUGCCAAACUUGGACUGGGAGCUGCAGGUGCUUUCAUUGGCGCGCUUUUCUAACAUUCGAAAAUAAAAAUGCCUAAAGACAACGGAAAAUAAAUAAUUUUCAUUCUGAAUCAGAGGAGGGAAAAGGCAACUGAAGCCUGAUGCUGAAAUUCAAUAAUAGCUCUGCAUAAUCGAACAUUUCACUCUGUCUGUUUCUUCAUCCCAAAUAUGGGAAGUUUCUGUGCAGCAGUUUUGCUCAAAUUGUUUGCACCAAUGGCCUAGGGGUAUUAGUGCUAGACACAGGUGAUGUUCUGGGUUCAAAUCCACCCUGGCAGAUGGGUGGAAUUUCUAUUCAAAAAUAAAGGAUUAUAAAAUAAA
Molecule: messenger RNA, 685 nt
Organism: Chiloscyllium plagiosum (whitespotted bambooshark)
Lineage: Eukaryota; Metazoa; Chordata; Chondrichthyes; Orectolobiformes; Hemiscylliidae
Source: RefSeq, a predicted model, not a curated record